CACCAAAAAAAAUUGAAGGUGAAUCCAGAUAAAUCCAGUUAGGGCCGGUUUCCAAAACACAUUAUCUACGAUUCAGCUGUACGAGAGCAAAAUCGUCAAUGAUGGAUGGAAUUCAGCGGCUAUUACACCAUCUCUCGCCGGCACCACUCCCCGGAAAAUGUUCCACACUCGGCAGAACCUCUCCGUUUCAUACACAAAUUCCAGUUCUCCAAUCCCAAUACAAACCAAUUGCAAGACCCGAAAUUUCUCCGUCAAAAUCCGCCAUUAAAGUGCAUUUCAUGAAGAAGAACACAGGUCUGGGUCUCAGUUCGUUUUCAACCGGUCCUGCUCGGGCCGGUUGGUUUCUAGGCCUGGGGGAGAAGAAGAAGAACAUUACAGAUAUACCGGAGAUUGUCAAAGCCGGUGACCCGGUUCUUCACGAACCCGCCGGAGAAGUACGGCCUGAGGAAAUCGGGUCGGAGCGUAUCCAGAAGAUUAUUGAUGACAUGGUGAAGGGCAUGAGGUCAGCACCUGGGGUUGGCCUUGCUGCUCCCCAAAUCGGUAUUCCCUUAAAAAUCAUUGUGUUGGAGGAUACUGAAGAAUACAUAGGGUAUGCACCAAAGGAAGAAACCAAGGCACAAGACAGACAACCAUUUGAUCUUUUGGUGAUUAUAAACCCAAAUCUUCAAAAGAAAGGCAACAAAUCCGCACUAUUUUUUGAAGGCUGCUUGAGUGUUGAUGGAUUUAGGGGAAUGGUGGAAAGGUUCCUGGAAGUAGAGGUCACGGGGUUGGACCGAUAUGGGCAGCCCAUAAAGGUGGUUGCUUCAGGGUGGCAGGCUCGUAUUUUACAACACGAAUGUGAUCAUUUAGCAGGAAUUUUAUAUGUUGACAAGAUGAUUAAGAAAACAUUCAGAACUGUUGAGAAUUUGCAGUUGCCUCUAGCUAAUGGAUGUCCUAAGCUUGGUGUUCGCUAGCAUUAUUAUUAUGGUUUACAGAUAUUUUGCCAAAAUUUAUUCAGAUUAUGUAGAGGCUUAAUAUAUGAGUAAUGAGUG
This is a messenger RNA of Lactuca virosa, 1031 nucleotides long. The record is from the annotation of a GenBank genome assembly. NCBI's taxonomy places the organism in Eukaryota, Viridiplantae, Streptophyta, Magnoliopsida, Asterales, Asteraceae.